GAGGGGGAAGGUUUCCGUUGAAGCACUGCCUCGGUUCAGCCAGCACUUUAUGGCUGCCGGAAGUGGUUGCUUCUCCCGGACUCCUUCUCGGCCUCCGAUCCGUGAACUGCAGUGGGGGCGAUGGCGGCGGCGGCGGCCGCCGGGCCUGGCCCCGGGGACUCCCCCGAGGGGUCCGAGGCCGAGGCGCUGGAGCGCCGGCGGAAGGCGCACGGAAUGCUGAAGCUUUACUACGGCCUGUCGGAGGGCGAGGGCGCCGGGCGCCCCGCGGGACCGGACCCACUGGACCCCACGGACCUCAACGGGGCGCACUUCGAUCCGGAAGUCUAUCUGGACAAGCUGCGGAGAGAGUGCCCCCUGGCCCAGCUGAUGGACAGUGAAAAGGACAUGGUGCGGCAGAUCCGGGCUCUGGACAGUGACAUGCAGACCCUGGUCUACGAAAACUACAACAAGUUCAUCUCCGCCACAGACACCAUCCGCAAGAUGAAGAACGAUUUCCGCAAGAUGGAGGACGAGAUGGACCGGCUGGCCACCAACAUGGCCGUCAUCACGGACUUCAGCGCGCGCAUCAGCGCCACCCUGCAGGACCGCCACGAGCGCAUCACCAAGCUGGCAGGGGUCCACGCACUCCUGCGGAAGCUGCAGUUCCUCUUUGAGCUGCCGUCACGCCUCACCAAGUGUGUGGAGCUGGGCGCCUAUGGGCAGGCGGUGCGCUACCAGGGCAGAGCGCGGGCUGUGCUGCGCCAGUACCAGCACCUGCCCUCCUUCCGUGCCAUCCAGGAUGACUGUCAGCUCAUUACGGCCCGCCUAGCCCAGCAGCUGCGCCAGCGCUUCAGGGAGGGCGGCUCAGGCGCACCCGAGCAGGCCGAGUGCGUGGAGCUGCUGCUGGCCCUGGGCGAACCUGCCGAGGAGCUGUGCACUGAAUUCCUGGAGCACGCCCGGGGGCGCCUGGAGGCGGAGCUCAAGGGCCUGGAGGCAGAGCUGGGGCCCUCCCCGCCGGCCCCUGAUGUGCUGGAGUUCACGGACCGCGGCGGCAGCGGCUUCGUGGGCGGCCUCAGCCAGGUGGCAGCGGCCUACCAGGAGCUGUUUGCAGCCCAGGGACCCGCGGGCACCGAGAAGCUGGCGGCCUUCGCCCGCGAGCUGGGCGGCCGCUACUUUGCUCUUGUGGAGCGGCGGCUGGCGCAGGAGCAGGGCAGCGGGGACAACUCGCUACUGGUGCGAGCGCUGGAUCGCUUCCACCGGCGCCUGCGGGCCCCUGGGGCAUUGCUGGCUGCUGCUGGGCUGGCCGAGGCUGCCACAGAGAUCGUGGAGAGAGUGGCCCGGGAGCGCCUGGGCCAUCACCUGCAGGGCCUGCGGGCCGCCUUCCUGGGCUGCCUGACUGACGUGCGUCAGGCCCUGGCGGCACCUCGCCUGGCGGGGAAGGAAGGCCCAGGCCUGGCCGAGUUGCUGGCCACCGUGGCCAGCUCCAUCCUGAGCCACAUCAAGGCCUCUCUGGCUGCUGUGCAUCUCUUCACUGCCAAGGAGGUGUCCUUCUCCAACAAGCCCUACUUCCGGGGUGAGUUCUGCAGCCAGGGCGUCCGCGAGGGCCUCAUAGUGGGCUUUAUCCGCUCCAUGUGCCAAACGGCCCAGAGCUUCUGUGACAGUCCUGGGGAGAAGGGGGGUGCCACGCCGCCCGCCCUGCUCCUGCUGCUGUCCCGCCUCUGCCUGGACUACGAGACCGCCACCAUCUCCUACAUCCUCACCCUCACCGACGAGCAGUUCCUGGUGCAGGACCAGUCUCCAGUGACGCCUGUGAGCACCCUGUGUGCGGAGGCCCGGGAGACAGCCCGGCGGCUACUGACCCACUACGUGAAGGUGCAGGGCCUGGUCAUCUCACAAAUGCUGCGCAAGAGUGUGGAGACGCGGGACUGGCUCAGCACCCUGGAACCACGCAAUGUGCGUGCUGUCAUGAAGCGGGUGGUGGAGGACACGACAGCCAUCGACGUGCAGGUGGGGCUCCUGUACGAGGAGGGCGUCCGCAAGGCGCAGAGCAGCGAUUCCAGCAAGAGAACCUUCUCGGUGUACAGCAGCUCCCGGCAGCAGGGCCGCUACGCACCCAGCUACACGCCCAGUGCGCCCAUGGACACCAACCUCCUAAGCAACAUCCAGAAGCUGUUCUCUGAGCGGAUCGAUGUGUUCAGCCCUGUGGAGUUCAACAAGGUGUCUGUGCUGACUGGCAUCAUCAAGAUCAGCCUGAAGACGCUGCUUGAGUGUGUGCGGCUGCGCACCUUUGGGCGCUAUGGGCUGCAGCAGGUGCAGGUGGACUGCCAUUUCCUGCAGCUCUACCUGUGGCGCUUCGUGGCCGACGAGGAGCUUGUGCACCUGCUGCUGGAUGAAGUGGUAGCCUCAGCCGCCCUGCGUUGCCCAGACCCAGUGCCCAUGGAGCCCAGUGUUGUCGAGGUCAUCUGCGAGCGUGGUUAGGCACAGCCGCUGCUAAGCCACUGGCCAGCCCCGCGGUCUCAGCCUGGCCUGCCCUGGUCGCAGCCCUCCCCAGCGGGCGAGUGUCUGAAUCCCCAUAAUAAACCCGUGUGGCCUCCUCCA
Ochotona princeps (American pika) is the source of this 2577-nucleotide messenger RNA. RefSeq names its product VPS51 subunit of GARP complex (gene VPS51). The coding region runs from base 121 to 2457 and encodes 778 amino acids. Gene Ontology annotation, cellular component: GARP complex; membrane; EARP complex. Gene Ontology annotation, biological process: retrograde transport, endosome to Golgi; Golgi vesicle transport; lysosomal transport. The record is from RefSeq and is a predicted model, not a curated record. The transcript has 10 exons. Lineage: Eukaryota; Metazoa; Chordata; Mammalia; Lagomorpha; Ochotonidae.